UUCCUGUCCAAUCGUGCGCGAGUCGGGUCAGUGCAGCCGGGUGGCGCCGGGGUCUCCCCCAGGACCCCGUUGGCCUGGGCCUGAGGGCCAAGCAGAGGACUCUGUGUGUGCGAAGACGCGGGCCCAGAGGCUGUGACUUGAGCGGAGGUCAAAGAGCCUGUAAUCGGUGGCGAUAAGGACACUGAGACUCAGAUCAGGGAUUCUGGUCCACAAUGGCUGAAGAUCAAGAGAGAGACUUGCAGAAAUUUCUUAAAGAUGUGGAUGAAAUCACCAGUUUAAUUCAGGAUAUGAAUUCCGAUGACCCUACUGUGCAAGAGAAAGCUGUCCUUGAGACAGAAAAGAGACUACAGUUUAUGGAAGAAGACCAAGAGGAGGACCAGUGUAGGACCACCUUGAACAAGACUGUCAUCAGUCCUCCGCAAGCCCCCACUCAGGAGGCCGGUGAAAUUAACUCAGAGGCCUUCUUGGCAUGUGUGGAGAAGGAUGCAAAGGAGAGAGCCAAGAGAAGAAGGGAAAACCAAGUCUUGGCCCAUGCCCUGAAAGAACAGGGGAAUGAAGCAUUCGUUAAGGGCGACUUCGAAACGGCCAUCGUGCGCUACAGCGAGGGUCUGGAGAAACUGAAAGACAUGAAAGUGCUGUACACCAACCGAGCCCAGGCGUAUAUAAAACUCGGGGACUACCAGAAGGCGCUGGUGGACUGCGACUGGGCUCUGAAGUGUGAUGAAAAAUACACAAAAGCGUAUUUCCACAUGGGAAAAGCCCACCUGGCCCUGAAGAACUACGGUAGGUCUAGAGAGUGUUAUAAGAAGAUCUUAGAAAUAAACCCCCAGCUGCAGACACAGGUGCAAGAAUACCUGAAUCAAGUAGAUCUUCGGGAGAGGGCAGACCUUCAAGAGAAGGAAGCCCGGGCGCUGCUAGAUUCAGGAAAGAACACGGCCGUGACAACCAAGAAUCUCCUGGAGACCCUUUCCAAGCCUAACCAGAUCCCCUUGUUCUACGCCGGCGGAAUCGAGAUCCUUACUGAAAUGAUGCAAGACUGCGCAGAACGAACUUUGUUCAGAACCCACAAUGGAUUCAGUAUCAUCAGCGACAACAAGGUCAUAAGAAGGUGCUUUUCCACAGCAGGGACAGAUGCGGUUGAAGAGACGGUUUGCGUGUCCGUUCUCAAGCUCUGGCAGGCAGUGUGCAGGGACAACGAGGAAAACCAGCGUCUGCUUGUGAUGGACCCUGACAGGGGCAGGCUGCUGCCCUCCCUCCUGGCCUCCGAGGUCCCGGCCGUCCGGCAGCAGAGCCUGGCCCUGCUCCUGCAGCUCACCCAGACUGAGAACGGGCGGAGCCUGAUCUUCAGCCACCUCGACCUGACCCGAUUGCUAGAAGCCCUGGUGUCGUUUCUCGACUUCCCAGAUAAGGCCAGCACUGCCAUGGGACUGCUCACAGGCCUGGCUCUGGAAGAAAGAUUCCGAGCGUGGUUCCAGGCCAACCUCCCAGCUGCCCUUCCCGCACUCACAGGUGUCCUGAAGAGAGACCCCAAGGUCACCAGCCCCUCAGCUCUCUGCCAGUGUAUUGCCAUCAUGGGAGACCUCAGCGCGGAGCCCGCUGCUCGGAAGCACAUGGCAGCCUGUGAAGAGUUUGAGGAGGCCUGCCUGGGCCUCAUGGCCAGGUGUGAAGAGGACAUGGACCUGUCCAGAGACGUCAUGUACACCCUGCUGGGACUCAUGAUGAACUUGUGUCUCCAGACCCCCUUGGUCUCUGAGGUCUGGACUAUGCAAGUGAGCAGGAGGUGCCUGUCUCUACUAAACAGCCAGGAUGGAGGAGUCCUGACAAGAGCUGCUGGUAUUCUGAGCCGGACACUCUCUUCCUCUCUGAAAAUCGUUGAGGAGGCCCUGAGAGCAGGAGUGGUGAAGAAAAUGAUUAAGUUCCUGAAGACAGGAGGCCAGAUGGCGUCACGUUACGCGGUGAAGUCACUAGCAAUCUGCACCAACAGCUACCACGAAGCUCGGGAGGAGGUGAUAAGACUGGAUAAGAAGUUCAGCAUUUUGAUGAAGCUGCUGCACUCGGAGGACGAGGUUCUGGUGGGCAACGCCGCCCUCUGCCUUGGGAACUGCAUGGAGGUGCCCGGCGCCGCGUCUUCCCUCCUGAAGACGGACCUCGUGCAGGUCCUGUUAAAACUGGCGGGGGGCGACGCACAGCAGACGGCAGUGCAGCUGAAUGCGGGCAUCGCGCUGGGGAAGCUGUGCACAGCCGAGCCCAGGUUUGUCGCUCAGCUGAGAGAGCUUCAUGGGAUAGAAAUUCUCAACUCUACGAUGAAGUAUAUCAAAGAUCCUUGAGAUACACGAUGUCUCUGCAUGUUUGCAAACUCAGCUGAGUGUGAACACACGCACAGCUACAUGCAAACACUACUGACUGCUAUGGGCUGUUCCUGUGCUAAUAAAGACCUUUUAAACAUCC
Messenger RNA from Tupaia belangeri chinensis (Chinese tree shrew), 2448 nucleotides. It is a transcript of the gene TTC12, whose product is annotated as tetratricopeptide repeat domain 12. The coding region runs from base 213 to 2327 and encodes 704 amino acids. The transcript is spliced from 23 exons. The record is from RefSeq and is a predicted model, not a curated record. Lineage: Eukaryota; Metazoa; Chordata; Mammalia; Scandentia; Tupaiidae. Gene Ontology annotation, molecular function: protein binding. Gene Ontology annotation, biological process: sperm axoneme assembly; axonemal dynein complex assembly. Gene Ontology annotation, cellular component: cytoplasm; centrosome.